AUGACUGAUUCUCCAGAUUCAGGGUUGACAGGUGACGAGAAUUUGGAAUAUUCUAUUUCAACUGAUCAGAAAGCGUCUACUUCAGUGUAUCACGAUCAGCCAUCAGGCUUGGAACAAAUAUUCAGUAUAACCGAUGUCUCUCCUACAUCCGCUCCUACAACUGAGGAAACCAAGAUUCUAGUUGGAUAUUUUCAUAAAGCACAUUCCCCAUUUGGAAAGUCCAACUUACUUCUUGUAUGUGGAGAUGAAUGUUUUCGUGCAGAACUUGUUCAACCUGGAGUUUACCGUUCUUUUCUUUCAUCACACAAACCUGGAUUAGUUGAUCUCUAUGUAAGCUUUGACAGCCAGAAGUCCAUCAGUCAAGUUGUGAACUUUGAGUAUAAAUCCCCUCCGAUGGAAAAUUUGAUCAAUUUGACAGAUGACGAAUCGAAGUGGGUGGAAUUUCAGAAUCAAAUGAGGCUUGCUCAUUUACUGUUCUCUACAUCAAGGAGACUUGGUACAUAUUCUACUAUACUAUCACAAAAUGGCCUCAAAGAGGCCAAAUUGUUUGCUCAGAGAACAGCCCAAAUUGGCAAUGACUGGGGAUCUUUUUUGAAAUAUAUUAAAGACAAUAGAUUAUCAUUUCCACAAGCAAAAGACAAUCUGUUUGAGCUAACUUUUCAGAAUAGACUACGGGAAUGGAUAUUGGAAAGAAUAGCAGAAAGAUGUAAAGUUACUAAUUAUGAUGAUCAAGGCCAAGGAGUAAUUCAUCUGUGUGCUAUUCUUGGUUAUAAGUGGGCCGUAUAUCAAUUUUCAUUAUCUGGCUUAUCAUUGGAUUAUUGGGACAAAUUUGGGUGGACAGCUCUUUAUUGGGUCGCAUCUUGUGGAAGGGAGGACAUGGUUGCAUCUCUUCUAUCUGCUGGGAUCGCUUCAACUAAUUCUACUAGCCCUGGGAUAUUUACUGAGGAGGAUCUGUACUUAAAGGAUACUCUGGCAGCUUAUCGAACAGCUGCAGAUGCAGCAGCACGCAUUCAGGCUGCAUUUAAGGAGCAAUCACUUAGGGUGCAAGCCAAUGCAGUAAAGUUAUCUAAUCCUGAGGAUGAAGCACGCAAUAAAUUGCAGCAAUGA
Messenger RNA from Daucus carota subsp. sativus, 1107 nucleotides. Its product is annotated as calmodulin-binding transcription activator 5-like. The record is from RefSeq and is a predicted model, not a curated record. Gene Ontology annotation, molecular function: double-stranded DNA binding; transcription coregulator activity. Lineage: Eukaryota; Viridiplantae; Streptophyta; Magnoliopsida; Apiales; Apiaceae. The transcript has 4 exons. Gene Ontology annotation, cellular component: nucleus. Gene Ontology annotation, biological process: regulation of transcription by RNA polymerase II. Bases 1 to 1107 code for a protein of 368 amino acids.